CCAAUGUACUUAAGAAGCGAGCUGAUGAUGUAAAAAAAUUAGGGCCUUCUUCAAUGAGUUCAAAGCACAUAACAGUAAAUUCUAUUAUGAUAUAGAGGAUGACUCUGAGGGUGUUACGAAGAAUAUAUUCUAGAGUCAUGCUAGCUGCCAGGCAAACUAUGCUGAGUUUGGUGAUGUGGUUACUUUUGAUACAACAUAUAAGUGUAAUUUUUACAAAAUGCCGUUGGCGAUGUUUGUUGGGAGCAACCACCACUUGCAGAAUGUCAUUUUUGGGUUUGCACUCCUCCGUGACGAGACAGAGGAAACAUUUAAAUGGGCUUUCCAGACUUUCAAAACAUGCAUGGGAGACAAGGAACCUCAUUGCAUACUUACCGAUCAAGAUGUAGCAAUGGAAAACGCUCUUCCGCACGUGUUUCCAAACACGUUGCAUACGCUAUGCAGAUGGCAUGUAUGGGAAAGGCACAAAGUUGACUUGAAGCCACUGUUUGACUUGCAUGAUGGUUUGAAAGAUAAGCUACUAACAGCAAUAAAUCACCCACUUACCCCUCUAGAGUUUGAGUCUGCAUGGAAGGAUAUGGUGAAUGAAUAUGGCCUUGAGUCAGAUCCUACGAUCAACAGUUUGUAUGAUCAGCGUGCACGUUGGAUUGCGGCAUACUUCAAAGCUGUUUACUGUGGGAGAAUGACGUCUACGCAGCGCAGUGAAAGCAUGAACAGACUUGUGAAAAGACAUCAUGUUAACACUACGACACCUUUGCAUGAGUUUGCACGAAAAAUGUACCUAGUCUUGCAAAAGAGAAAAGAAGCAGAAGGCCGAGAGACCAUUGCAUGUCAGGCACGCCCAGCAACAAUAACAAACUACCCUCUGGAAAAUCAGUUGAGCAGGAUCUAUACCCGUGCCGUAUUCAACAAAUACAAAGAUGCAUAUGUUUAUGGAACAUCUUUCCUUACAAAGAAAGUGGAUGCUGGUCGUUUCCUUGUGGUCUAUGGUAGAGAUGGCCCGUCUUUUUCUUGGUCCCAACAUGAGUUCAAAGUGGUUUGUGAUGAAGAAAAAGAAGACUACAGAUGUGAGUGCAUGCAGUGGGAGCACACAGUGAUGACAAAUGAGCAGAUUCAGAGGCUUCCUAGCAAGUAUGUGCUAAGAAGAUACACAAGGAAUGCACGGAUUGACCCUCCUUACGACAGGAAUGACACUCUCCAAGUUGGAGCCGAUGGGACGCUAGUUAGCGUGACGCACUUUAAUAUGCUCAGGGAGGCUUUUGCCUGUGUUAGAGCAGGUGACAGAUCAACAAUUGCAUCUGUAAGAGUCAUGAAUGUGUUGAAGGAACUUAGGGCGCAGGUCAAGGAUCUGGCUGCUGAUGUAAUGCCCGUGUUUGAUGAAGGAGGUUGCAGUGCUCCAGCUGACCGUGAGAUGAUUAGUUUUAAAGCCCCGCCACUAUCGAAAACAAAGGGCUCUAGAUCAGAAGAAGGAGAAAGACAUAUCGGCGCACGUGGGCCAAAGAAGUGCACAAGAAGAUGCAGCAAAUGUGGCCUUAUGGACGGUCACAACAAGGCGUCAUGCACCAACAAACAACAAAGCAUUGCGACUGGUGGUACCAAAGGAGGCAGGGGGAGGACGGGCUGGGGGAGGGGAAGGGGAAGGGGAACUACAACUCGGCACCGUUUAAUAGAUGAGCUGGAAGAAGAUGAAGAUGAUGUGGUAGAUGGUGAAUCAUCUCGCGGAAUAGAUGAUAGCGAUUAG
Messenger RNA from Triticum urartu, 1738 nucleotides. NCBI's taxonomy places the organism in Eukaryota, Viridiplantae, Streptophyta, Magnoliopsida, Poales, Poaceae. The record is from RefSeq and is a predicted model, not a curated record.